Messenger RNA from Ornithodoros turicata, 2184 nucleotides. Its product is annotated as sodium- and chloride-dependent glycine transporter 1-like. Gene Ontology annotation, biological process: sodium ion transmembrane transport. NCBI's taxonomy places the organism in Eukaryota, Metazoa, Arthropoda, Arachnida, Ixodida, Argasidae. The record is from RefSeq and is a predicted model, not a curated record. The transcript is spliced from 14 exons. Gene Ontology annotation, molecular function: L-amino acid transmembrane transporter activity. Bases 179 to 2170 code for a protein of 663 amino acids. Gene Ontology annotation, cellular component: plasma membrane.
UGACGUCAUGUGAAAACACCCUAUAGUAGAAGAAGAAGAAGAAGGGGAAGACACGUGCCUUGCUACAUCGAUUACGUGCCCGGGAUCGUUACUCGCCCGUUGUCUCGCCGUUCCUGGUACUAGACCUGCAUCGCGCAAGACGGCCCAAUCCAGUUCACGAGUUUCUUCAAGCGGGAAGAUGCGCCACAACGACCCGCACUUGCAGUACUGGUCCGGAUCGGCCCAGUUCUACGCCAUGGCCUACCUGUGCACCACGGGCCUCACGAACCUUACCUGGUUCCCAUACGCCGUGUACAAGAGGGGAAGAGGCACAUACCUGAUUAUCUACACCAUCAUUACGGCUGUGUUCGUCAUUCCCCUGAUGUACUUGGAGGCUAUGAUAGCCCAGUUCUCGCAUGCUGGGAACCGUGGUGUCUUCGAAUCCGCACCCAUUUUCGCCGGAGUGAGCUACACAAUGGCCUACUUCCAAGUAGUGACUACCAUCACGGGAGCUUUCACCAUCUCGUACGCAUUCCUUUACCUGUUCAGGGUCUCGGAGAAUCCCCUCCCGUGGGAAUUGUGUACAGCUGCCGGAGGAUCAAACUGUUACAGCGUCAGCGGUAACAAGGUCUGCAAAUGGGUCUACCAAAACCUGUCGUCCAAGUACCGUGAAGCGCACGUAGAGCAGGGAAUUCCUCUUCCGAUGGACGGUGCGGCAGUUGUGAUCCCCACGGAGAUACUGAUCAACGAGACCGUAGACUGUACUCCCGGAGUAGUGAGUUCCGUCGCACUGUUCCACAAAGAACAUAUCCUUGGUCUGAGCGCUGGAAUGGGAGAGAUCGGACAAUUUCACGUGGAGAUGGCUAUCGCAUCGGCGAUCACGUGGUUAAUCAUAUAUGCGCUCAUUAUUUUCCACGCCACUUCGAUUAGACUGGUAGCUUACUCCAUCAUAGCCUCCCGUGCGUUUACCAUCGCAUUCAUCGUCUCCAAAGUGCUCGCGUAUCCCGGUGACAACUGUGGGAUCCACGAGAUCUUCAAGACGAAUUUCGUCGAUUUGUUCAGUAUCGACCUGUGGCGGCAAGCGACCGAACGCAGCAUCUACAGCGUCGGGUGUUCGGCAACAUUCCUGAGGCUCAUGAGCUGGAACUUGUUCAAUAAUAACUUCCGCGUGAAUGUCCUCGUCAUUGCGUGGCUGGAUUUUGGCACAACCGUCGUCACCACCGCCAUGGUGUUUCUCCUGUUCGGUCUGAUAGCGGAUGCGACGCAUUCAAGCAUCAACAACCUGGUGCUCUCGAUGGAUGCUCCCUUCGUUACAAUAUUAGAAGCCCUUGCUGUGUUGGAACCUCAGCGGGACUUUGUAAUCUUGUAUUGUACCCUCGUCAUUCUCAUGGGCGUCGGCAGAAUGGUUCUUGUUCCGGAGAUGACCAUCGAAGUUCUGCUUGUAGACUUCCCAUCACUGAAGAGGCACAACGUAUUCCUCAAGCUGCUGUUCUGUGUAUUUUCCUAUUCGUGUGGCCUCUUAUUCUGUACAUCGGUGGGACCAUACGUGAUAGUACUUCUGGAGUACUACCUGUGCAAGAUCUUGGGUCUCCUCCUCACAAUCGUUGAAGUAACCGCUCUGGUUUACGUGUACGGGCUACGGCGCUUGCUGCUGGACUGCAAGGUGAUGACGCACAAGUGUCCCCACUGGACACUCCAACUGAUGUGGUGUGUCAUACCUUUCGUGUUAACGGUCUUCUACGUGGUCGGCUUCGCAGCAGCUACAGAUAUUGCUUACGACCAGUAUUUCUACCCUCCCUGGUCCAAGGCGAUAGGAAUAGGGUUGGCGCUGACGGGACUCGGUAUCAUUCCAUGCUACGCAAUUUCAUUGCUUAUGACCAACAAAUCGAACAUGCGAGUAUGCCUGGCGCCAUCGCGGGCAUGGGGUCCCAACAUCGAUGCCCAUGUCUGUUCCGAGUACAUGGAGAAAGUGGUUCGUUGCUACAAGUCGAACAACAAGACUCUCUCGUCUCUAACCAAGAUCACGACGUCCGAAAAAGGGCCAUCUACGGAGCUAGCCACUGACUACCCGUCAGACGUCAGCACCACAGUGACUACAUGUGUCACUGCACCUCAGAAGACUGACAAAUCAAUCACGCAAAUCAACAAAAAUCCUCAGCUUUCUAAACGGUUUCUAGAUACUAAGCGAUGAAUAAUAGAGCAUAC